AUGCAGACAUUGAUCAUAUUUUGUACUACAUUAUACCUCUCCUUCUGUCAGUCUAACCGGAAUCAAAGGCAGCUUCUUCUGCAACCGCUGUCCGCCACUCGCAGAGGAUUCACACCACACAUAUCGCAUUUGAGAUUACCUAAAGCAAUAGUCCUCGAUGCUCUUCCUAUGACAGGCUGGAACGGACGAGCUCAGAGAACACCUGCUGUUCUAGUAGAUGAAAAAGCCGCCGAUACCUCAAAUCUCAAGAAUGCGGAAUCAAUUUUGGCUGGAAAUAUGUCGAAGGCGUUCUUGCAGGAGUUAUCAGACUAUCUUUAUGGUUUGAUGUCAGGGAAGCGGUCAGGCUCGACACAUCGAGCCCGGCACAGUGCAUUCCGUAGGGGAAGACAUAGCAAUGAAUUGCUCGAUUAUGAAGACGAAGCUCGAGCAAGAGAUGCCGAAGAGCUGACAAAACGUCGUAGCAUGCCCGUCAUGCAGACAGAUCCGAGAAGCGCCAUAUUGUCAAGAAGGAACAAUAUUACUAGGAUAAUUUCGGCAAAUAAUGUACAAUUUCGAAGUAUGCGCGUACCCUUAGCUCAAAAUAGCAUCCGGACAAUGCCGGCUAGAGGCAGCCCAUCAUUCAUUCUGUCCCAACCUAUCCAUUCAAAAUCAUCAAAGAGGAUUGAUUCGCAAGCUAUUCGCAUGAUGUCGCGACCUUUGAGACAUCGAGACAGCAGAAGAGCCGGAGUGAGUAGACGACGGGCGGAGAACGUCCCAAGGAGUUUGCGGUAUCGCUCCAGCAGAAUAGCUUAGGGUAGAUCUCAUUACGGU
Molecule: messenger RNA, 810 nt
Organism: Cylicocyclus nassatus
Lineage: Eukaryota; Metazoa; Nematoda; Chromadorea; Rhabditida; Strongylidae
Source: the annotation of a GenBank genome assembly